AUGUCAAAUUCUUUUGAAUAUAAUCUUCUUAAUGCGGCCUUCAAUUCAGUAAUGAAUGAUAGAAAUUUUGUGACGGAGAAGGAAUUUAAAGAUACAAAAGCACGUCAUGAAAUUGGCAAUGUAGUCUAUGAGAACAUUGAAAUUAAUUCAUUUCAUCAGUACAAUCUUGUUGGCGGAAAGGCACCUUCCAAACAUAUGAAUAAUAACGUUAAAAUAGAUAUGAAAAUUUUUUUGAAAACACUUUCUGGUGAAUCUUAUAUACUCUAUUGCAAAGGAAGUCAUACUAUUGAUAGAAUAAAGCGGAAAAUUUCAGAAAAGAAAGGAAUACCCCCAGACCGACAAAAAUUAAUUUUUAAUGGUUGCGAAUUAAAAAAUGGUUUAACACUUGCUGACUAUAAUAUUUCAAAUAAUUCAAUAAUUUAUUUUGUACGCCAUCUUAAAGGUGAAGAAAGUAUAAUCAGUUGUCUCAAUUCUAAUGAUUUGGAUCAAACUUACAAUCGAGACUUUACAAAUGUUAAUGAUGAAGGAAAAAUAUUUACCAGAGGAGGAUUUCGGUAUUUAAGACCAUGUGGAUGGAAGCGUAUUGCUUUCUUUUCUGAAAUUUUCCGCUUUAUUCUAUCAAUAGUAUGA
This is a messenger RNA of Dentiscutata heterogama, 630 nucleotides long. The record is from the annotation of a GenBank genome assembly. NCBI's taxonomy places the organism in Eukaryota, Fungi, Glomeromycota, Glomeromycetes, Diversisporales, Gigasporaceae.